Messenger RNA from Varroa destructor (honeybee mite), 1216 nucleotides. Its product is annotated as pre-mRNA-splicing factor RBM22. The record is from RefSeq and is a predicted model, not a curated record. Lineage: Eukaryota; Metazoa; Arthropoda; Arachnida; Mesostigmata; Varroidae. Gene Ontology annotation, cellular component: Prp19 complex; U2-type catalytic step 1 spliceosome; U2-type catalytic step 2 spliceosome. Gene Ontology annotation, molecular function: pre-mRNA binding; U6 snRNA binding; metal ion binding.
UUAAUUGGCAAAAAAAUGAAACUUUAUGAAUUCGUCAAGAUGGCUUCUUCUAAAAGCGCCAACACUUAUAACCGACUUAACUGGGAAGAUGCCGAAUUCCCCAUUGUAUGCCAGACAUGUCUUGGAGAAAUCCCUUACAUUCGAAUGAUGAAGGAUAAGUACGGUAAAGAAUGUAAGAUUUGUGCGCGACCUUUCACCGUGUUUCGCUGGUGCCCCGGACCGAAAAGCCGCUUCAAAAAGACUGAGGUGUGUCAGACGUGUGCUAAGUUGAAGAAUGUAUGCCAGACAUGUCUCUUGGAUUUGGAUUACGGGCUACCAGUUCAAGUUCGUGACCAGGCUUUGGCUAUUAAGGAUGAGGUGCCUAAGAGCGAUGUCAAUAAAGAGUACUACCAACAAAAUGUGGAAUCUGCAGUGGCCGCGGCAGAUCCUAGCCGGCCAUAUGGGCAACUGGCGAAGGCACAAGCUCCAAGCGACUUAUUAGCGAGAAUGGCACGAACAGCCCCGUAUUACAAGAGAAACCGGCCACACAUCUGCUCGUUUUGGGUAAAAGGCGAAUGCAAACGUGGGGAUGAGUGCCCCUACCGUCAUGAAAAGCCAACUGAUCCAGACGACCCCCUGGCAGAUCAGAACAUUAAGGACCGUUACUACGGUAACAAUGAUCCUGUUGCUCACAAACUUAUGCAGCGUGCACAAGCGAUGCCACGAAUCGAACCUCCUGCUGACAAGAGCAUCACCACCUUGUACAUUGGAAAUAUUCCUAGGGAGACUACGGAACAAGAUAUUCGGGCACAUUUUUACCAGUUUGGUGAGAUUCGGUCGAUUCACGUGGUCGAAAAGCAAUCGUGUGCGUUUGUAUGUUUUCAAUCGAGAGCCUGUGCUGAGUCGGCUGCCGAACGGUCAUUCAACAAGCUCCAACUUCACGGACGUCGAGUGAACGUCAAAUGGGGUCGUAGCCCGGCAAGGGAAGAGGCAUCUACGAGCCAGACUUCGGCGCAUGGCGCCUAUAGUGGUUCACUGGCUACUCCACCGUAUGGAACCGCAGCACCCGAAAACUCAGGGAAUGCAGGCAAUCCAGCCUCUGCUUUGGCACCGCCUCCAUUUCCUCCCGGCAUGCUGCCACCGCCCGGAGUCGGGCAAAUGUAUUACCCUAGUAUGGACCCGAGCCGAAUGGGCACGUAUAACUAAGUGACAUCUGUGUCUCGCGUAUUGUAUUCAG